This is a messenger RNA of Cucumis melo (muskmelon), 4146 nucleotides long. Its product is annotated as S-type anion channel SLAH2. Lineage: Eukaryota; Viridiplantae; Streptophyta; Magnoliopsida; Cucurbitales; Cucurbitaceae. Gene Ontology annotation, molecular function: voltage-gated monoatomic anion channel activity. Gene Ontology annotation, cellular component: membrane. The record is from RefSeq and is a predicted model, not a curated record. Bases 2017 to 3900 code for a protein of 627 amino acids. The transcript is spliced from 6 exons. Gene Ontology annotation, biological process: transmembrane transport; intracellular monoatomic ion homeostasis.
AAAUAUUGUGUUCAAAUGGGGUUCGAUCGUCUUUUUACUCACUUUUUCUAACCCUUUUCUAUCGUCACUAAACCUUUUUCUUGCUCUUCUAUUUUAUCCUCUCGCUCUAGUUCCAUCUCUCCCCCUUUCGCUCUCUAGAUAGAAUGUUGUGUGUAUCAUGUCAAUAAUGGAUUAAGAGCUACGUUUGUAGAUCUUAUGCCUUUCAAGACUUGAAUACAUGGAUGGUUAAUGAAGAUGUAAAAAACGUGUCUAGAAGGAGCGAGAGGGAGAGGAAAGGGAGAACGGAAAAAGGCAAAAAAAAAAUUUUUAAUUUUCUUGAAAAAGGUUAGAAAAACUUAUUUUAAAAAAGCAGGUCGAAUUUCAUUUGGGCUCAAAAAUUUAGGUCAGUUCAUCCAAUUAACCUAACUUCUACCACAUUUCUUUUUAUGUAAAAAUCCAACCUUUACCGAAUUACAUAUCUAAAUAUCGUACCUAAUUUCUUAGCUGUAUCUGUAUGUAUGUCAUUGUAUGUGGGUCUCUCUCUUUUGUAUAUAAUAAGCUGUAUGUGGGUCUCUCGAGGAUUAAAAAUUAAGAACGAUCACCGUCAAGGAUUUAUAAAUGUUGGAUCUGACUUAUGAUUAUAGUUUUAUCAUAAUUUUGUUUUCUAAUGUAUAAUUGUCUUACAUCUGGACCUUGAUUGACGGCCCAGAAUUGGUUUUCCCAUUUUAUUACGAUUCUGUUCUUCCGAUUAUCUAAUCAUUUGACUUCAUUAGAUGGUGACUUCUUCUGGGGUUUUCCCAUUUUCUUAUGCAUUACUCUUUAAUCUGUCUCUCUUUCAUCCUAUUUUUCAAUUGGGUUUUUAGGAAACGUUUUGUUCUUCUAAAUCGUUCUUGAAAUAGCUGGCAUCAUUGAGAUAUACGUGUGAUGAUAUUUAAAUUGCAGAGCCUAUGAAAUCUGACCAAGUUUUGUCAUUGUUUGGAUUAGGACAAACUUUUUCUUUUUCUUUCUUUUAUUUUCUAAAUUAAGUUAAUGGCUAUCUUUUGACUUGGGUUUCUAUUUUAUUUCCAAAAUUUGUUGUCUACUUUGUACCAUGGCUUUAGAAGAAGACUGAUUUCUAAUAAACCCUUUAAUCAAUUUGACAUUGAGUUAAUACUUUCUUCAAUUACUGGGAUUUCUAUUUUGGAUUUUUGUGGUAAGUUGUUAAACUAACUUAUUUGAUAACUGUUUGGUCAGAUUUAGUUCCUUCUCAUUUUGAUUUGUGUUCUUUGGCAACUACAUUGUACAACACAUGGUUUGUAUAACUUUCUGUUAAGUCAAAGAUUUCUAUUGCUAGCAGCCAAAUAGAAGGGGAAAAAAAAAGGAAACAGAUGUUCAAUGAAGAUGAUGACAAAAUAUUCAAGCUUGUGUUCACUUUAGACAAAAGCAUUUAUUCCCACUUUAUAGCUGGAACAGUCUCAUAAGUGUGCCUUGUCCUUUUCUUUUUGUUUUGAGUACAACAAUUCCAUGGUGGAAUCGGAUUAUUGACCUUUAAAAUGGUGAUUGGUGCUUAGUUUACUGAACUAUGUACGAAUUGAGAGGUGUUUUUGUCUUCUUUUUUAUAAGAAUUAAAAACAUUUAAUAAGCAGCCGUAAUUAUCUUUAUGAGUUCUAUUUGGGGUAGAUUUUGCAAGUCCACGGACUUUUCUUGUCUAUAAAUACGUGAUGUUUUCUGAUUUUUGAAAGACGUGUCUUAGUUGUUUUUCAUUUGUUUCUCUUGAGCUAUUCUUCAUUCUUCUGGAAUAUAUGCUUUGUGUCUCCGAGUUCCCAGACGAGGCUCGCCAUUUCUGGAGGGAAAGAGAAUUCUGUUUCUUAAAGAUUUUUUUUUUUUUUAUUAAAAGUCUGAGAUUUUUCUUCUGCUUGAAGAGAUAGUGACAGAACUUGCUUGAUUGGAGGUUCAUCAGAUUGGAUACAUACUUCUUAACGUUCUUCUUCUCUGUCUGUCCUGACAUUUUCCUCUUAGAGCAGUCUGCAGUUGUUUUGAAGGUGGUGGUACUUCAUCAUGGAAAAUGGAAAGUAUCAAGAAUAUACACCCAAGGAGUUUGAUGAGGUUCCACCAUUAAUCAAACACAUAUCAUCAUCACUUGAUGUGGCUGGCUUUGACAGUAUUGAAGAGAGUGACCUUCCAUAUAAUCAGUUUCAUUCAAGUUGUUCUCAUUCCCCCUCUUCUCUGCCUAAUGAAAAUGUAUCAUCACCUGCCGUGCAAAGUGAUAUCGAACUUCAGUUCGUUAACCAUCAAAGAAAACAUUCUGUUUCUAUCAGCAUGCCACCAUCCCCUGUGGCAGUUCAGUUGACCCCCAAAAGAGUUCUCUUCAGUGGUGAAACAAUUAUAAACUACGGAAACGGUCCUGCUGCUGUGAAAAAAUCAAAGAAAGAUGCAAUGUUUCACUCUCAGCCAAUUCCGAGGGGCUCUACAUAUGAGGAUGCGAUGAGGAACAUGAAUGCGAAUGCGAAUGCUGCACAUCACCCUAGUAGAAGAUUGAAGGACAGAAGAUAUGAUUCUUUCAAAACAUGGUCUGGAAAACUUGAAAGACAAUUGACUCUACUUCGGGGAAAGUCGCCACGACAAACUAGUUCAGAUGAAACUGAAGUUCAGGGAUCUGGAAUUGAAAACAACAUAUCCGUUGAUCGUUACUUUGCUGCAUUGGAGGGUCCAGAGUUGGAAACACUUAGGGCUUCAGAGGAAAUACUGCUCCCAGAUGACAGGACAUGGCCUUUUCUACUUCGAUUUCCUAUCUCAUCGUUUGGUAUCUGUCUAGGUGUUAGUAGCCAAGCAAUCAUGUGGAAAACGCUGGCCACUUCAGUUUCCACAAAGUUCCUUCAUUUGAGCCUGAAAAUAAACCUCGCUUUAUGGAUCAUUUCCAUUGCUCUUAUAGUCACUGUCGCUUCCACUUACCUCCUGAAACUUAUUCUCUACUUUGAAGCCGUUCGACGUGAGUACUACCAUCCUAUUCGUGUCAACUUCUUCUUUGCACCCUGGAUAGCCCUCUUGUUCUUAGCAAUUGGUGUUCCUCCAUCAGUUGCCACCAACCUGCCUCCGGCAAUUUGGUAUUUUCUCAUGACUCCAUUUCUAUGCCUUGAGCUUAAGAUUUACGGGCAAUGGAUGUCAGGAGGCCAACGAAGGCUGUCGAAAGUGGCUAAUCCUACAAAUCAUCUUUCCAUCGUGGGAAACUUUGUGGGGGCUUUGUUGGGAGCUUCAAUGGGAUUAAAGGAAGGGCCCAUAUUCUUCUUCGCAAUCGGAAUAGCUCACUAUUUAGUCCUUUUUGUAACACUCUAUCAGAGACUACCAACCAAUGAGACACUCCCAAAGGAGCUGCAUCCAGUAUUUUUUCUUUUCAUAGCAGCACCAAGUGUUGCAUCUAUGGCAUGGGGAAAAAUUCAAGGCUCCUUUGACAAUGCUUCACGAAUGAUGUACUUCAUUGCUAUGUUCCUCUAUUUCUCACUGGUUGUCAGAGUCAACUUUUUCCGGGGCUUCAAGUUCUCACUGGCCUGGUGGGCAUAUACUUUUCCAAUGACUGGUGCUGCCAUUGCAACUAUAAGAUACUCAACUGAAGUUACAAAUACAUUUACACAAAUUUUGUCUGUUCUACUCUCUGUCACUGCUAUAAUCAUAGUGGCAUCUCUCCUUGUAACGACUAUCAUCCACGCCUUCGUGCUACGUGACCUCUUUCCUAAUGACAUUGCUAUAGCCAUUAGUGACAGGAAGCCAAAACCACAUAUGAACUGGUUUCAACAACUAAGACAUGGAAGUUCAGAAUCCCAAGAUAUCGAAAACUUCUUGAAGUUUUCAAGCUCAGAUAGCAAGGAUCUAGAAGCAUCUCUUAGAACGAAAACCUCCGAAGGCGAAGGCGUGAACCUCCAACCGUCAAAUGAUCAACUCCAUUGAUCUCAAGCUCUCCAUCUGUAUAAAAAUCGCAACUCAACAUUGGAGGAACUUGAUUUUGUAGUUUAUUGAAUGGUUCCAAUGAACAUGUUGGAGUUGGAUAUAGUUAAGUACAAUCGAGAUUUGUUAGAAAUAGCUCUUUUUGUUAGAAAUACCACGUUAUGUAUUAAGAUUUGUGUAUCAACAUCUAUAAUCGGCUUGAUAUCUUGUGUUCCUGUGUGAUAUGAAUAAAGUAACUAUGUUUAAGUA